Molecule: messenger RNA, 8116 nt
Organism: Bactrocera oleae (olive fruit fly)
Lineage: Eukaryota; Metazoa; Arthropoda; Insecta; Diptera; Tephritidae
Gene: Su(var)2-10
Product: E3 SUMO-protein ligase Su(var)2-10
Biological process (GO): protein sumoylation; regulation of transcription by RNA polymerase II
Cellular component (GO): chromatin
Molecular function (GO): SUMO ligase activity; zinc ion binding; transcription coregulator activity
Source: RefSeq, a predicted model, not a curated record
AACGGAACAUUUCAAAAUCAAGGUAUGCUUAAAUAUCAUGGAAAGAUAUACUUUAUCGCUUUGGCUUAUGGGGGUUCAAAACAAUCCAAUGUUAAACGCAUUUUUUGUUAAUGAAAAUUAUAGUUGUUUAAUGCAAAAACAACACAAAGCGUUGGUUGCUGUCAAAAAUCCCGCUAUUUCGUGACCAGCUGUCCUUAUAAACCCAUAGGUGUGUUUUCUUCUUUGCGCGCCUUAUAGUUGACGUACACGUUUAUGAAUUUAUCGAAUUGAUAAAAGUAAUUUAAUAUUUUUAACAGUUUUGGCGUAGACAAUAAUAAUGUGUACAAUAUUUAAGUAACUUAAAAUGAACGUAAGUAUAAAUAAAUUUUAUUAGCAAUCUGUACAUCGUGUAAAAUCACAUGUUAGUUGACGUUUCUAUCCUGAACAAUAACAAAUAUUAAAGUUCAAUAUCUAUAAUUUUUUUUAUUUAAGUUAAAAAACUUUAAUAAUAUAGACACAUUUUGGGAAAUAACUAAAUCUAACUCCUUUUAUUGAAAUUAGGUCAUUAAAACUUAAACUUUGUAAACAAAUUAACAAAAUGUUACAAAAAAUACUAAUACAUAGUCGUAUAAUUUGAGUAAGUAUUAAUAUAAAUUGUUUAACUGCAUCUUCUAUAUUUUAAGUUUGUCUCUCCCUUUUCUUCUCUAUUUAUCAUGCUUUGUUGUGUUGAUAUUUCAUCGUCGAAUACAAUCGUUGGGUGUGUUCAGACCGUUCCAAACGAGAUUUUGUUUUCUAAAAUAGUGGGAAAUUAAUUCACACCAAACUGAAGUCGGUGCUGUCGCCGCCAUAUUCUUUGCGGACAACUUAAUUUUUGUGUGUUGAAUGAAACGAAAUCUUAGCAGUUUCUCGGUAAAUGUAUAUAUUACGCUGAAAAUAGAACAAAUUAAUUUUAUUUUACAAGAAAAAGUAAAUUUCGGAAGGUGUUGGUGACUUUUAAAACAAUGCUUAUUAUAAAUAAUAGGCAGAAUAAUAUGUGUUGAUUAAAGCUGAAAAUUUUUUCCAUCCCUCUUUUUGUUGAGAAAGUGUGCAAUGCAAAGUAUAAUUUACUGUAAAUACUUGAAAGAAUGAAUAGUACAAAUACGGGCAGCAUAAUACCACUUUGAAUCAGGAAUGUGAGGAAAUGAUAAAUUUGCUUCGUGUAGUAGAGCUGCAACAGAUACUAUCAUUUUUGAACAUUUCGUUUGCUGGGCGUAAAAUCGACUUACAACGGCGCAUCAUUAAUCUAUUACAUACAAACUACGACUUAUUGUCACAUAAAAUACGUGAAGUUUACACACAAUCAAUUGCGGAGCAGCAGGCUCAACAGUACGGGCCAACAGAUCCAAAAAGAAUGUAUUCACAUAUGCAAAUGCCACAAGUGCAGCCCAAUCCAGCAGCUGGUCUGCCUAAUGCCGGUCAACCAACAGCUGUUGGUGCCCAACCAAUCGCCGGUGUGCCGCCAACUGGGCCCGGUGUUGCCAACAACAUGGUACCAUUUAUGAAUCCCAUACCCACACAUAUACCGAUACAUCCAGACGUACGUCUUAAGAAACUAGCUUUUUAUGAUGUACUGGGGGUGCUGAUUAAGCCUUCAUCACUUGUGCCGCGCAAUACACAGCGUAUACAAGAGGUACCCUUUUACUUUACAUUGACACCACAACAGGCCACAGAGAUUGCAUCAAAUCGUGACAUACGAAACAGUAACAAAAUUGAGCAUGCUAUACAAGUGCAGCUACGUUUCUGUUUAUUAGAAACAUCAUGCGAACAAGAGGACUGCUUUCCGCCCAGUGUCAGCGUAAAGGUCAACAAUAAGUUGUGCCAACUGCCGAAUGUCAUUCCAACAAAUAGACCGAAUGUGGAACCAAAACGACCACCACGCCCCGUCAAUGUUACAGCAAAUGUAAAGCUUUCGCCUACUGUUACCAACACAAUCACAGUACAAUGGUGCCCGGAUUAUACGCGUGGCUAUUGCAUUGCUGUAUAUUUGGUGAAGAAGCUGACUUCAGCGCAAUUAUUACAUCGUAUGAAGACCAAGGGCGUCAAACCAGCCGAUUACACGCGCGGUUUAAUUAAAGAGAAACUCACUGAGGAUGCAGAUUGCGAAAUCGCUACGACAAUGCUUAAAGUUUCGCUUAAUUGUCCGUUGGGCAAGAUGAAAAUGUCCAUACCAUGCCGUGCAUCGACUUGCUCGCAUUUACAAUGUUUUGAUGCUAGUCUUUACCUGCAGAUGAACGAGCGUAAGCCUACAUGGAAUUGUCCAGUGUGCGAUAAGCCAGCCAUUUACGAUAAUCUGGUCAUUGAUGGCUACUUUCAAGAGGUACUCGCCUCAUCGCUACUUAAACCCGACGAUACGGAGAUACAAUUACAUAAAGACGGCUCAUGGAGCACACAUAGUUUACGUAAUGAGGCACAAAUAAUCGAUACGCCGACAAAACCUAUUGAAAAAGUCGAAGUUAUUUCGGAUGAUAUCGAAGUCAUCACCACAGAGGAUGUGAAAAUGGUUAAAGCUGGUGCACCGCCUGCCAUUGCUAAUGAUCAGCCCACAUCAACGACAAAUAGUGAAACGGUGGAUUUAACGCUCAGCGAUUCCGAUGACGAUAUGCCGUUAGCCAAGCGGCGCCCCACCAUUAAGCAAACUUCUGCCGCUAGCGCUACAAAUUCGGCGGUAUCCACAUCUAACAUUAACGGCAGCGGCAAUGGCAAUGCUGCAGGUAAUGGCGGCACCAAUGCAAGUCAGCGUAAUGCUUUUCAACCACCACGAACUGGCGUAGCCGUUUUGGCAAUUUUAAGUGCUUUGACUCGACCAACAGAAAGUACAUUACCGCCACCAUUUGUGCAGGGAAAUUCAACCGUUGAUGCCAUUUGUAAUAGCAUUGCUGCCGACAUACGGCCAGUGUGGAAGAGGAAAACAUUGGCGGAUUGUACGAAAGAGAGUCGUGUACAAAAGAGAGUUCGAAAAGACAAAUCUGUAUCCAUUGAGACAACCAUUGUGGCGCCGGUCACAGCUACGGGGGAGUCGUCUGCUAAUGCCAUCUUGCCCAAGGCUAUUAAUUCACUCAAUGCACCAAUUAAAACUGCGUCUGCUAAAACAAAUUCAAAAAAACUAAAAGAAGCUGAAGAUUGUGAAAAAGCCAUUAGAGAGCGCAGAAAAAUUCUGCGGGAAAAGACGUUGGCAAUUAUGCAGAAAUAUAACGAGAAGAAGCGUGAUAGUAGUACUAAUGCUGCAAAGCCAACAAAUAAGAGCAAAUUGGAUGCAACAACGGCUCACGCGGGAAACAAAUGAAAUUGCAUAAGAAAAGUUACACCAAAAACCGCAUUAUUUUAAUUUUGAAGCGCGAAUUGUCUAACGUACACGUCUUUGUAAUUGGCUUAGAAUUUCCACUUUGAUUUAAUGAAGUUUAUACUUUUAAAUAUUCACUAUAGACGAAUGUUAAUUACAAAACUACUUUUUUCGAAUUUUUCUUAAGAGCUUUCACUUCUUUCGCGCUCGUGUGGCGCCACGCAUGCAGUCGAUUUGAUUUUUUUUUUUCGAAAUUUUAGUUUUGUUUCUGAAGUGCUAAUACCUUAGUUAUAAGGAAGAAGAAGAGUACUAAAAAGCUGAAACAAACCUAUUGUAUGCCACACAAAAUGUUAACCUUUCAGUAAAGUGUGAAACCGUAAAUUAAAUUAAAUAUCACAGUGCGUUUGUAAUGUAUUGACCAUUUAGAAACCAAUUUUCAAAUUCAAAAACUUAAAAAUUUGCUACGAACUUCCGUCCAGUCUUAACACUUACAUGCCAAGCUACUUUGCGUUGAUCGUAACACUUUUGUGUUUGCUUUGACAUAAUUUUGAAUUUUUUUUUUACAAAUAAUUUUUGUGUGAUUUUCCGCUCAAAAAUUAUUUCAAAAAUAGCAAAUACAUAGUUCAUCAAAAUUGAAUUGUUACAAAAAAUUUUUCCAUUGCAUUUGCAAAUUUCGGUACUCACGUAAAAUUCCAAACCAAAAACCAAUUCCAAAACACGACGUCGCCGCCGCAUCAACAUCAUCAUCAUUAUCAUCCAACAAUAACAACAAGCUCAGCAAACGUUUCCAAACAGCAAACAACUCCUUGUCUACACUCUCACGCCCUUCAAGUUAGCCGCGCGAUUGCGUCGUGUAAAGGCAGUGCAGAGCAAAAAUUCGUCAUAGUGACGCGCACUACUAACGCACACUCAAACACUCGCCGAAAAUUGCGACGCCAUGCUUUUUGAGUUCGAAAAGGUGCAGCGUUAUCAGAAGUUGAUCGAGUCGAGCGUCAUAGUGCUGAUCGGUUUGUUUAUGCACUUGAAUCGCAUUAGCAUAAUCGAGUUAAAGUAUUCACGUUUGCCACUGCUGACGCCCAAUGUUGCCUCCAGUCUAUUUGUAUUCUCUGUGCUAUGUAUACUCACGAAAUUGCGUCCACUAUGGCCGAGUGCAUUGCGUAAGCCGCAGCGUGCAUUAAUCUUCUUCAUUGAAUUGUCACUCAUUUUGUACGCCAAUGAUUUUUUAUUGCGUCAAGUGUGGUUGCCCAGCUUGAAGUUGUUAAAUUUCAUUUGUCGCUUUCUCGGCCAGUAUGUGAUUGUGGCCAAUGAGUCAUUUCUGGCCAAUAAUGCGCCCACAUUGUCGUCAUGGAUACGUAAUGACGCCUUCUACAUGGCACGUUUCCUACUCGCCGUCAUUGCUUUCGUCUUCAUGAUCGAUAUAACGGGUAUAUUGGAGUUCACAUUGAAUGCCGUACGCCCGAGUGAUAGUACAAGUAAUAAGUUGCGUUACUUUCGUGGCAACAUCGAUGAUGACACCCCCGAUCCGUUGGCGGCAUAUGCUUACGAUGAGCCCUUGAUGGAACUUAAUUCGCCCUCAAUACCCUCAAGCGAUACGCAUAGCCUGAAUAAUAGUCUUGCCGAGUUGGAUUCAUCUAAUUUUGAUGUUAACGAUUUACCAUAUGUACCGCAGGAGGAUCUACUCAAUUUGGGACAUCGUGUUGGCGCGCGUAGGCGUCGUCAGCCGAUGCGUAAGGCGAAGCGUGGCAAAGUUCUAUUGAACGAGGCGGAAAACGAAUGCACAUGUUGAUGUUAAGCGAUAGAUUGUCCGAAUUCUUGUACAAUUUUGUGGAUUAUGAACUAAUGUCUUCUUUUUGUGUAACUGUUUAGUUGUGUGUAUAUUUUUUACAAUGUAUGUGCAAUAGGCGAGUGUACCAUCUGUAUGUUGAUGUAUGUAUGUAUGUUUUUUUCUUUUUAUAAACAAACAAAGCGGAACAUUUUGUAUAAAACUUAAUAUGAAAAGAAUAAAUUUUAAUAAACCUUUAUUGUAUAUUUUGUUGCUAACUAGAGAAAAAAUAUAAAAUUUUAUUAGCAAAAUUGUUGGCAGAAAACUAUUUGCUGUUACCGUUACUUUUGUUCGUACGUAUCCGAAAGCUUUUGUGGUCGACAGGUUUCUUAGAUUACCGUACAAAUUCUGUUUUGAGGAAAUUCGAGAAAUCAAGAGUAUUUUUGUAGACAAUUCUGUUAAAAGCAUGACGUAAUAGUAUUUUUCCUUUUUUUCUGGUCAACAUAUUGGUUUCUACAAUACAUUUAAGGAGUUUAAACAGCUCAGUUGACAUAACCUCAUUUUUUAUUGUUAGCGCUUAUUUUCUAGUAUUUACCUAAAAGUUAUAACAUAUCAAACGGCCUGUUUCUUCACUAACAUUAUUAGCGGAAAGUCAAUGUACACAGCAAGUCAUGACUGCCGAAACUACAAUAUAUUGAAAGAAUUAUCAUAGAAAUGCUUAUGCUUAAGAAAGGGAUGAACAAUCACAGUUUCGGUUAGUUGCAUCAAUUCAGCCUUAAUGAACUAACAGAAAUUUUAACAGACAUCUCUGGUAGCAUUCUCUGGUAAAUAAUGAUAGCAUGAUGUUGCAGGGUAAUGUUCUAAAGGUCUAUACUUCGUCCUUCUGUCUGAUACGUGCCAAAUGUAGGCAACGUUUGUUAUAUUAUUAGUAAUUAAAUUUACAUAUGUGGAUUAACAUUAGGAAAAAAGCGCAAUUGUGCAACCCCGUACAGUUAGGAUCGACUUUUUAUACUUAGUAAAUGAAUUCAUAAGUCAUGAAUAAAAAGUUAUCGGGAUUUUCGGGUUUUGGAGCCAAAAACCAAAUGAUGAUUUAAAUAUAAAAUGUGCUAAAUUUUACAUCAACUACCACACACAUUUUUACGGUUUUGUUUUGUUCACACUUGCUUCCAUUCACCUACAUUGCAUUUGCUAAACAUGUCGAACGCAUUGAAAAAUCAGAAACAUUAGAACAUCAUCGCCUUUAAGUCCAAUUGUUGUAAGAAUGGGAAGCUUUUUGUAAAUUUAAUGUUUGCAAUUUUUUCUCUUUUCUCUCGUUUUCUCUAUUUUUUUUCACAAAUAACGGUUUUUGUUUGCUUACCAUUUCCGCCCGCCAACUUGUAAUGCACUGGCGCUGGUGCAUGCGACCGUGGAAAACUCAUGCAAAAAAAAAAAUGCAAUAAAAAUUGAAAACAAAAAUACACAACAAAAAGCACAACAAAAGGAAAUGGUCGAGGAGAAUGAACAAAAUUUUCAAUGUUUGGAACUUACCGAUUCAUCGCCCAGUAUUCAUAGCGUCGAUGUCAGCACCGAGCUGUAUGGCGACGCACUAACUCAACAACAAUACUACGCACAUGAACACCGCCAACAACAACAACAACAACAAAUGCAAAGCAAUCGUCGUGGCAGCAGUGUAAGUAGCGGCACAAGUGUGUCCUCCAAUUCGGCUGCCACAUCGUCGCUAGCCACGAACGCUAUGGAGUCCACAUCGGCUGCACCCAACGAGUCAGAACCGUAAAUUCCGUACGGGUGUUGUGCUGAAUUGUUGGUAUUCUCUAUAAAUAUUUUGUAUAUUUUUGCAUGAGCUGGGAUGUUGCACUUACUUAAGCUUAUGUAUAUUGUAUUUAAAUGUAGAAAGUUGUAGCAGUUGUUGUGGGUGUACUUGCACGAAAGCUUUCUUUUGUAUAUUGUAAAAAAACUACCAGAUAAUAUUGAUGUUAGACUAUAUGCUUUCUGAGUCGAGUAACCAAUUUGAAAUUAGUAACUGACUUGGAGAAACUAUUUCAUUAAAAUUUGUUUGAAUUAAUUUUUCGAAAAAAGUCCUUAUCGGCGUUAAAACUGAUGUAACCUUUAGAACGAAGUAUCUUUUGUGGACCUAUGUUUUCGCUUGGACAUGAUAUACGUCGAUUGAUGGGCAAAAUCUUCGAUUUUGUGAAAGAUUGCUCGGCAAAAAUAUGUGAUUUUCCAUUUCUAUAAAAGUUUUACUGGUGACUUUCGAAGCUCACAAUGUUGGUCCCGAAACAAGUGUGUUUCGCCGAAAAUAACUCAAAAGUUAUGAAAAACUGUUUUUUUUCUAACAGUUAGUACCGUCGAUAUGACCUGUUGAAAGAUUCGGCUGGGUUCCCUAUAAAAUAAAGAAAUCUCUCUAAAAUAAACCGUUUCUUUUUAUGCUUGUAAAAUACUGCAAUUGUGGGUAAAAUUUAAAAAAAAAUUCAACUUACAAAGAAUCUAGCUUUUUUUUAAUUGGUAUAAACUCUUAUCUCAUAUAAACUAUCUUCUAUGAGAUUUAAAAAUUUGAACUUAAGUAAAUAGUUGCGUGUUAUUCACAGAAAACAUUAUAGAUAAUUUAAUUGUAAAAUAAUGCGGUAAGACUAAGACACAAAAUAGUAAACUUUUAACUCAAACUGAAAAAAAUACAAAUCUAUAAGUGAGGAUGUUAUGUAGCUUUUAUGUAAGUAAUGCAGAAAUUAAUUUAAGAAAUGAAUUUUUAACAUGUUAGACCUAAAACAUAGUGGAUCAUAGAGCAGCAUAAUAGGAAAAAGUAUACAAAGAAAGUAAGCACGCUUUUAGGCGCCUUGCUCUAAUCACUUUUGAUCUUUCGCUCCGCUAUGUUUGAGGUCUUCUGGAGGAUUGAGAGAGACCCUUUGUGCUUUCGAAUUUUAGUUAUGUUAUGUCAGAAAUAGUUGCGGUGGUAAUUGUUACAAAUGAACUUUUGCUAAUACGUCUAAAAGUAAGCAGCCGAAAGUGGCGUAAACUCCUAAAUGUAUGCAAUAAAAUUAUAUAUUAUUUUCACUCACUGA